AUGCCGACGAUACGGCGUUCGAGAUGCCCGGCGUAUCUGUUAUUGGCAUUACUACUAUCAAUUUCACUGCUCUCACACCCAUCUUCCCUUGUCCUCGCUCAAGAGAUAGUAGAACAGCAUGAUGCUGAAGAGACAUCCAUACAAGAUGUCUGCGCACCGUUGAGAGAGGCUCAAAUGAUACUUUCCUCACUAUCACCUUCACCGAAUUCGCAUCUGGAACAUAAAAUCACAUCCGUCAUCACUCCGUUUACAUCUAAAGGCUGGUCAGAUGGUUUAGGCUGGGGUCAUGAAGGUCCAUUAUCAACUACGUUUCGAUUAUUACCCCGUUUAAUCAAUACACUGUUAUCGCCAAAAACGUUUUUAUCUAAAAUACCUUUUAUUGGAUCGAACAGUAAACCUCGUAAAGCAGCUAAGAUCGGUAGAGCAAGGACAGACAGAGUGGAGAAGAUGAUGAGACUCUUAGACGAAGCGGAAAGGAAUGGCUGCCAAGAAGUCUGGGGAGCAAGAGGGAAAUUGAAUAUGUUUCCACCGAAAGGUGUCAAACAAGAUUUAUCAGCUUCGUAUUCUGCCUACAAGAAAUACCUGGAACACACUGCUGAUCCAGCAGCUCAAUUUAUGGUUGGGUUUUUCCACGCUACGGGUUUAGGAGGGGUAGAGCAAGAUCAGGGCAAGGCCUUAUUAUACUACACUUUCGCUGCUGUACAAGGGUAUCGACCCGCUUCAAUGGCUUUGGGCUAUAGGCAUUGGGCUGGCAUUGGAGUGAAAGAGGACUGUAUGCUUGCUCUGGAUCAUUAUCAAACAGCUGCUGAAAAGUCUUAUCAAACGUUCCUCGCUGGUCCCCCGGGAGGUCUCACACUUCCAUUGACGCAUACCCGACUUUCUGAUCGUGUAGGAGGUAUAUAUGGACCUCAUGCAUCAUGGGCAUCAACGGGAUCCAAUGCUCAGCGUCCAGCUAUAAGAGCAACUAUGGCUUCUGCACGUGGUGAAACAGAAAAAGAGAUUUUAGAAUACUAUCAAUACCAUUCUGAUAGGGAUUCGCAUUCAUAUACUGUUCGAUUAGGUCGACUAUUCUACCUUGGAUCAGUUUAUUUCUCGCAUGCAGGAGUCUCGGUAGGUGCGGAGGGUGUAGGUGAGAUUCCGCAAGAUUACAAAAAGGCAAAAGAAUAUUUCUUAAAGGUAGCCCGAGUUAUGUGGCCUAAAGAUUUCGAGACAGAUGGUUCAGUAUCUAAAAGAAGAAAGAUGUCAAAAGAACAGGAAGAUGCUUUAAGAGAACCUGCAAUGGUCGCUGCUGCAUUUCUGGGAAGGAUGUCAAUGAGAGGAGAAGGUGGUAAACCGGAUUACAGAAGAGCUAGACUAUGGUACGAAAGAGCGGCAGAGCUGGGCGAUAGAGAGGCCCAUAAUGGAUUAGGUAUUAUUCAUCGAGAUGGGUUGAUCGUACCGCAAGAUAAAAAGAAGUCAUCUCAUUAUUUCCAAGCGUCUGCCUCACAGGAUUUAGCUGAAGCUCAAGUCAACCUCGCCAAAUUACAUCUUGAAAGAGGAGAAGUAGUUCAAGCCCAUGCAUUUUUAGAAGUCGCUAUAAGACAUGGGGCAACAUUUGAAGCGUUCCAUUUACUUGGGAAGAUACACGCAUCGAACGCAGCGUCAGGUAGACCUGGAAUGUGUGGAGUGGCAGUUGCUUAUGAGAAAUUAGUAGCGGAGAGAGGUAAUUGGGAUGAAGAUUUCGUUGGAGAAGCUGAUAAAGCUUGGUUAAGAGGAGAAGAAGACAACGCAUUCAUCGGUUGGUAUAUAGGUUCGGAAUUAGGUUAUGAAACAGGUCAAAAUAAUGUAGCUUUCUUACUGGAAAAAGGUUUCAAGUUUGGUAAAGGAAACAUACCUCAUGGUCAAGGAUUAGAUGAAAAUAGGAUUAAUGAAUUAGACAAAAUUAGAGCUUUGACUUUAUGGGUUAGAAGUGCAAAUCAAGACAACGUGGAUGCUAUGGUUAAAGUUGGUGAUUACUAUUAUCAAUCAUCCGAAUCAUACGAUAGAGCGGUGACAUAUUAUCAAACUGCAGCCGAUACACAAACUUCUUCGAUGGCGUAUUGGAAUCUCGGAUGGAUGUAUGAGAAUGGUCAUGGAGUACCUAGAGACUGGCAUUUGGCUAAAAGGUUCUACGAUUUAGCAGGUGAAACUAGUGUUGAAGCUUAUUUACCUGUCAUGAUGAGUCUUAUCAAUCUGUAUGCUAAGAGUUGGUGGAUAGAUAUUCGGACUCAUGGAGCUGUUAAAGGACUAUCACUAUUUGAAUCUGAUCCAAAUCCACAAUUACAACUAAGUACAUGGUCAAAAAUCAAAGCUCUAUUCACGGAUUCGGUUAUGACUCCUACUUUACGUGAUCUUGAUGAAGAAGGAGGGGGAGCAUAUGAUUUGAUAGCAGAUGAUGAUGAACCCAAUUCGAACGGAAAUGGGAUUGAAGAAGAAGGAUAUGAGGAUUAUUCAGGGGCUGGUUCAGGCUGGAAUAACAAUGAUAACGAUGAUGAAGUAGAGGAUCUGUUAGAAGAUUUGAUUUUGAUAGUCGUACUUUGUGCUACAGUAGGUUUGGUCUGGUUGAGAGGUAGAUGGGCUCAACAGGAAAGACAAAGAGAAGAAAGAAGAAGGAGGGAUGGUGAAGUUAGAUAA
This is a messenger RNA of Kwoniella shivajii, 2652 nucleotides long. RefSeq lists its product as uncharacterized. Gene Ontology annotation, cellular component: endoplasmic reticulum membrane. Gene Ontology annotation, molecular function: protein binding. The record is from RefSeq and is a predicted model, not a curated record. The transcript is spliced from 10 exons. Lineage: Eukaryota; Fungi; Basidiomycota; Tremellomycetes; Tremellales; Cryptococcaceae. The coding region runs from base 1 to 2652 and encodes 883 amino acids. Gene Ontology annotation, biological process: ERAD pathway.